Mugil cephalus (flathead mullet) is the source of this 1007-nucleotide messenger RNA. RefSeq names its product pollen-specific leucine-rich repeat extensin-like protein 1. NCBI's taxonomy places the organism in Eukaryota, Metazoa, Chordata, Actinopteri, Mugiliformes, Mugilidae. The transcript has 3 exons. The record is from RefSeq and is a predicted model, not a curated record. Bases 114 to 1007 code for a protein of 297 amino acids.
AGGAAGAGGAAGUAAGUUUUUAUAACCUGGUAGUAGCGUUGUUGUGUUUGUGGACUGAGCUGGAGGACGACUGUGUUCUGUCCCAGACAAAUAUUUGAGCUGUUGAACUAACAAUGUCCUCAGCUGAGAAUUUGAGAGACUUGAUCAUCGAGCCACUAACUGUUUCUCCUGAAGAAAUAUUCGGACUCUUUGAAAGAACUGUCGUCCAGUCCGAGGAAGAGAUAGAUCGUCAGCGCAGACUGCUGGAUAUCACCUGGAAACCCGAGAUAAAGUUACACAGAAUAGACCUCCCACCUCAACAUGUCAGCACAGAGGAGGAGGUUCUCACUGGGCAGCAGCUCUAUAACCAGGAGAGGAACUCCAGUCUGGACCAAGAGGAUCCAGAACCUCCACAGAUUAAAGAGGAACAUGAGGAACCAGAGCAUCCACAGAUUAAAAAGGAACAAGAGGAACCAGAACCUCCACAGAUUAAAGAGGAAGAAGAGGAACCAGAACCUCUGCAGAUAAAAAAGGAACAGGAAGAACCAGAACCUCUACAAAUGAAAGAGGAACAGGGGGAACCAGAACCACCACAGAUGAAAGAGGAACAGCAGGAACCAGAACCUAUACAGAUAAAAAAGGAACAGGAAGAACCCGAACCUCCACAGAUUAAAGAGGAACAGGAGGAACUCUGCAGCAUUCAGUGGGAAGAACAUCUUGUACUGAACCAGGAGACUGAUUCCUUUGUGGAGACUCCUACUGAUGAGGACAGUGAGCACAGUGAACCAGAACCAAACAGUAACCAGUUCCUCUCUUGGAAGUCUGAAUCCAAACAGCUGAAUCCAAAGCAGAGUCGUCACAGAAACACAAGUCACAGUAACAAUGUAGACAACUCUCCCAUGUCAGAGAGUCAGUAUGAUACUGGUAAAAAGUCUGAUUCAGAUUACCCGGAUCCAUACUCCAUUUCAGUAGGUGGCGGUAAUGCAGUAGUACUCGAGAUGAAGAAGUUUGUUUUUAAAACGUGUUAG